AUAAUUCUCAUUUAGUCUACAUUGUAUGUUUGAAUACUAUGCAUACACGUAACCACUUUCGGCGCCUCAUAAACAAGGACAGCGUGUAACUUUAACAAAUAUGCAUUCUUAUGCAUUUGAAUUUUAUAUCAUAUCAUUAAUGAUAAUUUCUAGAUAUACCUCAAUUGCAGAAGAACUGGACAGCAACAAAGAAAAUACAGACAUUACUGAUGAGAAGCAGACGACAUUUCCCGCUACUGAAAAAUCAGAUGAACAUGUGAAGAUGAAAGGGAAAAUAUCUCACCUCGAGCAAUACAAAAAACUGUUUAACGAACAUAGAAAGAUGCAACUUAGCGCUGUCAAGUCCAUGCAGCGGUUUGGAAAUCAGGAGGCACAGUUCAAACUGGUGAAUGUUAUGCUCACGCAGCUGUUCAAGAACCUGCAUGAUGCUCGGCAGAAUUUGACCAUGUGGGGGUUUUUGCCUGGUGAUGAAUUUCCACAAAAUGAAACAAUCAGAGAAAGUAUGUCAAAGGUUUUUGAAAACACUGCUUUGUUUGGUGACAUGGUUCUUCGUAUGCCAAAAGCUGUCCAUGAGUUUUAUGACAGAAAUCGUGAGUGGCAACUUUUGCUUGCUUGGAGUUAUGGCUUCUGCAAUCAGUCGCAAGUCUUUGAGGGUUCCGGCGAAACUCUUCUGAAUUUGAUGGGGCAGGAGGUAAACCUUGUGCCCAAAUCUGCAGAUUUUGUCAAUCCAUAUGAAGGUGAUGUAGAUCCUAAGGAAAAAGUCCCAGUUUCCAUUGUUCCCAAGAAGGCAACAAAAGAAAAGGAGAGAAAAAAAAUUCCAAGAGGCCCGAGAAUGAGCCGAACGGAAUUGUAGCAUCUUACAAGAGACAACAUGGAAAAUGUGUUUGUUUGCAUGAUUGAAACAUUUCUUUAUGAUAUCGUUUGAUGAAAUGACUUGUUCUUGCUGUUAAGCUUGAAUCUUAUAAAAGAAGAAUGAUGCACGACAAUUUUACAUACUUUUCAGUUAAAGGACUUGGUUUAUAUUUUUGUUCGUAAUUUUGACUGAUAUCCAUUAAAAUAUAUAAUAUAUCCAUUAUAAUGCAGUAAUUUCACCCGUGAUGCAAUACUGUAGUACAGGUAUCUAUGCAAAUUAUUGUUGAUCUUUUUUCACAUAUAUUAAUGUUUCAGAAUCUUGUGUGUAAGCAAGGUUUUUUCAUUGCCAGGCACAUUACUAAAAUUGGAAUGUGAGUGUACUUUAAAUACACGUAAUGACCACAUGAUAAAAUGGCAAAUUGUCAAUGCAGCCAACUUAUCACUGCCUGUGUGAAUGAUGAUCUUUUUGGCUGUAUUGUUUGAAAGUGAUUUUAAAAGUCACAUUGCUGAAAAUAACUGUUUUGUCACAAUUAAAAUUCAUCAGAAUAAUGCACAUAUCGAGGAAAAAAGAGCUGUCAUUCAUGCAAUUCAUCAUACUAUGCCUGUACUGGCGGAAUGUGAUUAAUAAGGGUAGGUAGAGGGAAACUCCAAACCCAUUUCGUAGUUGCACACAUAUAAGAUGGAAGUUGAAUGUGUAUGCUGUUAUGUAAAUAGAUAAGGCACAUCUAUGGUUUGAUCGUAGGGAGGGAAAGAAGGAGCAUAUUUUGUGACAGCUACCCUACUGGUCAUUCUUCACUGAUUGCUUCCAUUUGUCUCAGCAAGUAACGUCAUUUCCCUCUAUCAAAUCGAAAUCCAUUUUUUUUCCUGCUGAAUGGUGAAAGUUCAGCCUUUAAUUGACUAUGCUUAAAGAAAACUGUCUCUCCUGCCUCUCAGAGGAGAAAAAAAAGUAGAAAUUUGCUGUUGUAGGAUAAAUGAAAAGGAUACAUUAAAGAUAACUCAAAUUAUUUGUUCAGUAAAGUUAUAUGUCUAUAAUUCCAGGUAUGCUAUGACUAGUAUAGCAUCAAAUUUGAUCAUAGUUUCUAUAACAACAUUGAUCUGUCUUUUUCUAUAGUAUAUUUUAAUGGGUUGUUUCAAAUCUAUGAAUAAUGAAAAUAUCCAUUUGGACUUACAUCUUUCCUUUGACCUGUUGCUCCACAUUAGAUAAUAAAUGCUUUUUGAGCUUCUCGUCAUUCCUCUGCCACUAAAAAAUGCCCCUUUAACAAUUGCAUUAUAUUAAUUAUAUGUCCUUGUCAUCUGUUGAAUUAAUCUUUGAAUGUUUAAACUGCCAUAUGUAUUUCAUUAGUCAAUAGGAAUGAUUAUUCAUUAAACAUCUACAUGUAUGAUAUCUGAACAUAAAAAUUGAACUGACAGAGUUCUGUUUAUGGCUGAAAAAAAUGUGUUAAUAAUUUCCAGAAUGGUUCAGACAACAAAGGGCUUAAAAAAAAUCAAGUUUUGUAAGGACAAAAGUUCUCUCUUCCUAGUCACUUCCAUCUGUAAUUUAUAAACAAACAUGGAGUCCAAAGAGGUAUUUUAUCAUAUUGUAUGUUGUAUGUUGUACUCUGUUCUGAAUGCCACUUAUAGUUUUGGCCAAACUAAUGCUUUGGCAAACCAUUUUGGGUGGAAGAAUAAGUACUUAUUACUUAAUUGUGACACUAUUUAAAUUACUGCCCAUUCUGCGACAACAGAAGUUUUUCAUUUAUUACAACGUUUCCUCUUCUUAUGUUCAUCACCAAAAUAAAAAGAGAAUCUUCUUAACUGACA
Messenger RNA from Pomacea canaliculata, 2652 nucleotides. RefSeq names its product coiled-coil domain-containing protein 134-like. The coding region runs from base 101 to 853 and encodes 250 amino acids. NCBI's taxonomy places the organism in Eukaryota, Metazoa, Mollusca, Gastropoda, Architaenioglossa, Ampullariidae. The record is from RefSeq and is a predicted model, not a curated record. The transcript has 6 exons.